AUGUCGACUGGUUUGACGAAGAGAAGCAUGGUGACAAUGCUAAGCAUUGAUGGAGGUGGCAUUAGAGGCAUAAUUCCCAGCAUCCUUUUAGCCUUUCUUGAAUCCAAGCUUCAAGAAUUGGAUGGGCCAAAUGCAAGAAUUGCAGAUUAUUUCGACAUAAUUUCCGGAACAAGCACCGGAGGUCUCGUCACCACCAUGCUUACAGCUCCCAACAAGGACAACCGACCCCUGUAUGAAGCCAAGGACAUCAUCACCUUCUAUCUAGAUCACAGCCCUAAGAUUUUCCCUCAAAAUAGUGCAAAUAACUUAUUGACAUCAAUAACAAGUAUGGUUCGUGCGGUCAUAGGGCCUAAGUAUGAUGGGAAGUACUUGCGCAAAGUGAUAAAUGGGCUGCUUAGUGAUCUCACUCUCAAGCAGACACUCACGACUAUGAUUAUUCCAACUUUUGAUAUCAAGUACCUUCAGCCUGUGAUCUUCUCAACCACCGAUGCCAAAGAAAGUGCUCUGAAAAAUGCUAAGCUCUCGGAUAUCUGCAUAAGUACCUCUGCUGCUCCUACUUAUCUCCCUGCACACUACUUCGAGGUCAAGGAUAGCGAGGGAAAGACCCGAACUUUUGAUCUCGUCGAUGGUGGGGUUGCUGCAAACAAUCCUACAAUGCUGGCCUUAAGCCACAUAUACAGAGAGACGUUGAAGCACAAUUCAGAGCCGAUAGAUGCGACGAGGUUGCUAGUGCUGUCGUUGGGCACAGGUGCAGCCAAGUUUGAAGAGAAGUACAAUGCAACCACGGCAUCCAAAUGGGGUUUGAUCAAUUGGGUUUUUGACAAUGGGAGCACGCCAUUGGUAGACAUUUUUGGUGAUGCAAGUUCUGAUAUGGUUGACAUUCAUGUGUCCACCUUCUUCCAGUCCGUCCACGCCAAGGACAACUACCUACGUAUUCAGGAUGACUCGUUGAGCGGUGAGGAGGCAACCGUGGAUAUAGCAACGGAUAAGAAUCUAAAGAGACUUUUGGAGAUUGGAAAGGCGUUGUUGAAGAAGCCAAUGUCACGGGUGCAUUUGGAUACAGGCAGGUAUAAGAAAUCUGAGGGAGAGGUUACUUAUGAAGGAGCACUGAUUGAUUUUGCCAAAAGGCUCUCGGAUGCGAAGAAGCACAAUUGAACAAUAAAUUGCAAUAUCUUAAUUUUUAUU
Prunus persica (peach) is the source of this 1185-nucleotide messenger RNA. Its product is annotated as patatin-like protein 2. Bases 1 to 1155 code for a protein of 384 amino acids. The transcript has 6 exons. Gene Ontology annotation, molecular function: glycerophospholipase activity; monoacylglycerol lipase activity. The record is from RefSeq and is a predicted model, not a curated record. NCBI's taxonomy places the organism in Eukaryota, Viridiplantae, Streptophyta, Magnoliopsida, Rosales, Rosaceae. Gene Ontology annotation, biological process: lipid metabolic process.